Molecule: messenger RNA, 1746 nt
Organism: Penicillium crustosum
Lineage: Eukaryota; Fungi; Ascomycota; Eurotiomycetes; Eurotiales; Aspergillaceae
Exons: 1
Coding region: 1-1746 (581 amino acids)
Molecular function (GO): protein binding
Source: RefSeq, a predicted model, not a curated record
AUGAGCAAUGAUCGAAUUCCCGCACACUUGGAUACCCUCGGAAGCACUCAAUAUCAAUUUACAAGCCUAGCAGAGUGUGAUAUCGAUGAAGCAAUUCGGCACAGUAUCGUAGCGCUUCAGACCGCUAUUGAUUCCGCUCUCUUAGAGACCCUUGGGAUGCAGCUAGAUGCUCGGUACCAGCGAACACAAAAUCCCAAUGAUCUCAAUGCAUCAGUACGGUGUUGUCAGCUUGCGACUAAAACGACUUCUGAUUUCGACUAUGCAGCACGCCUAGAUCGUCUAGUAAAAUUGCUCAAUGCUCGAUUCUAUUGCCCAGCCCAAACCCUACGUUGCAAAACGAGCGAGGAUCAGCUUUCCCUACGCUUAGACGCCCUCGAAAGCAGUUCUCAAGCUCACGAUCAGCCUAUAAACCCGACGGGUGAUGUCGAUGAAGCAGUUCGGCUUGACUUUCUAGCGCUUCAGGCCGCUGUUAAUCCCGCACUCUUACAGAACCUUGGGAUGCAGCUGGAUGCUCGAUACCAGCAAACACAAAAUCCCAAUGAACUCGACACAGCAGUACAGUGUUGUCAGCUUGCGACUAAAACGACUUCUUAUGCCGACUAUGCAGCGCACUUAAAUCGUCUAGUGGGAGUAUUCGAAUCUCGAUUCCAAUACCUAGACCAAAGCCGACGUCGCGAAACGAGCGAUGAUCAGCUUUCCCCACGCUUAGGCGCCCUAGAAAGCAGUUCCCAUGCUCAGAAUCAGCCCACAAACCCGACGGGUGAUGUUGAUGAAGCAUUUCGGCUUGGCUUUCUAGCUCUUCGGGCCGCUGUUGACCCCGCGCUCCUCGAGAACCUUGGGAUGCAACUGCAUAUACGAUACCAUCUAACAGAAGAUAUCGUUGAUCUCAACUUAGCGAUCGACUAUUCUUGGCUUGCGACCAAGAUGAUUACUUACGACCAUCCCAACUACAAAAUGUGCCUAGAUCUUCUGGCGGGACUACUCGAUGCUCGAUUCCAAUCUACGGGAUUUUUGCCUGACCUUGAUCGAGCGAUUCAACUUACUCGUACUGCACAAAUUGGCAGGACAAAUCAAAACGAUUUGGUACGGUACUGGUUCGAACUCGGGGAAAGGCUUGGAAGACGGUUUGGCUCUAGAGGAACUAUCGUCGAUCUCAACGAUGCUAUUUGGUACCUUUCCCUAGCGGUUAAAGAGACCACUGAAGAUUCUGCUUUCCUCGUCGAUCUCUUAGUCGAGCUCGCUUUCAAUUUCAAUCUUCGAUACGAGACAUUGGCAAAGAUAGAAGAUCUCGAAUCGGCGAUUUCGCUACAUCAACGGGCUCUUCAAGCUACCGAUUAUCAAGAUGAAUUACGGUUAGAUUGCCUGCGCAACCUCGGAAGCGACCUGGAAGCCCGAUAUAGACAUAUCGGAGAGCCCUCUGAUCUCCACAGAGCGAUCGCCCUAGCUCACAUUGCAAUCAGUACAAUGGAGGCCAUCAGCCCUAACUAUUAUUUGCUUAGGGAUUGCUUCUAUGAGCUCGGGACUAAGCUCGGACUUCUAUACGAAAAAACAAACACGAUAGAUGACCUCAAUGAGGCCAUUAUAUGGUCUCGCAAGGCGGUGGGUGCUAUUGGGGCACGCAUUGAGGUUUUUCGCCAUAUCGAACACUUGUUAACACUUCGUUACAAGAGAACACACCAAACCAAAGAUUCUGAAGAAGCAGCCAAGUGGGCAGAAGAAGCAGUCAAGUGGGAAGAAGCAGUUUAG